This is a messenger RNA of Sitodiplosis mosellana (orange wheat blossom midge), 2663 nucleotides long. RefSeq names its product larval serum protein 2-like. The transcript has 3 exons. Bases 340 to 2457 code for a protein of 705 amino acids. The record is from RefSeq and is a predicted model, not a curated record. NCBI's taxonomy places the organism in Eukaryota, Metazoa, Arthropoda, Insecta, Diptera, Cecidomyiidae.
UAACACCGAACACACCGCCGGUUGUUGCUCAGUGAAAAAUAUAAGUAAUCAACAGGUCACAUUUAUCGCACGGAAAGAAUAUACGUGAGAGAGAUGCGACCGAAUUGAAGAGAGCGAGAAAAAUGAAAUUAUCAAAAAUGGACUAUUCGCGCGCGGAAACAUAAAUUAUGAAAUAUGAUACGGACACAAGUGUUUGUUUGUUUGUUUGUUUAUUGUAUGGAAAUAAUGACAAUGUCAUUAUUUUUAAUAAUUUUUCGUAUAUUUAUAAUAUUGAUUAUGCAAACCAAGAUAUAGAAGUAUAAAUAGGUGGUGAAUUGCAAGGUAUAGUCAGUCGAAAACAUGAGGACGAUCAUAAGUGUUCUGUUUGUUAGCAUCUUAGCGGGAUCGUACGCUUUCUACAGCGAUCCCACGCAUUUCAAAAACGCCGAUAAUAAUGUUUUGAGCAAGCAAGCAUUGCUAUUCGAAUUGCUGCAGCAUCCUCAUCAACCGGGCGUCUCAAUCUAUAAACCAGAAUAUUCGAAUAUUGUGAACGCGUUCGACUUGGAGCACAGCUACGAAUUAUUCCGCAACACUGAUGCGAUCAAAGAAUUCUAUUUCUUCUACAAAAAGGGAUUGAUUCCAUACAACGAGUUAUUCUCAAUCUACAACGAUCAUCAUCGGCAACAAGCCAUCGCUUUGUUCCACGUGUUCUACUAUGCCAAGGAUUGGGACACAUUCUACAAAACAGUUCUCUGGGCCCGAUACAAUGUGAAUCCAGGACUGUUCGUUUACGCUUUGAACGUUGCUGUUUUGCACCGCCCUGAUUUUGCCGGUUUGGAGUUGCCGAUUAUCUAUGAGAUCUUCCCACACUACUUCUUCAGCUUCGAUGUGAUUCAACGCGCUCAAUUGUACAAACAGCAAGGUUUCCAUGGUGUUAAAAAAGUCGACGGUGUCUACAAUUUGGUCCUCUACGCCAACUAUAGUGGUCAAUAUGUUUACAGCUAUGAAGAUCAAGCAGUGUCAUACUUCCUCGAAGAUAUUGGCUUGAACGCAUACUACUACUAUUUCAAUUUGGAUUAUCCUAUGUGGAUGGGUGGCCAAGAAUACAAUUUGUACAAGGAUCGCCGCGGUGAAUACUACUUCUACUUCCAUCAACAAUUGUUGGCACGUUACUAUUUGGAACGUUUGUCACAUGAUUUGGGCUACAUUCACGAAUUUAACUGGUGGACGCCAAUCUCUGCCUACUACCCGAACAUUCGCACUUACUACGGCCAACCAUACAUGUCACGCGAACACGGUCACGUCGUCGACCAAGAGGGUUCACACUACGAUGUUGAAUACAUCUACGCCUAUGAACAACGUUUGCUCAAUGCCAUCGAUUCGGGCCAAUUCUUAUUGGCCAACGGCACCUACUACAACUUCUCAUACCCAGGUGGAAUUGAAUACUUGGGCAAUUUGAUCCACGGCAAUCCAGACAGUUUGAACCUUCGUUACUACAACUACAUGUACUACGUUUACAAGACAUUCGGCCACUAUUUCGGCAAAUACUACCACUACACCGGUGAAUAUCCAUCCGUCUUAUACCACCCCCAAACUACAUUGAGAGACCCAGCAUACUGGAUGUUUUUGAAGCGCGUAUUCAACUUCUAUUACAAAUUCAUGACACAUUUGCAACCAUACACCCACCAAGAAAUCGGUUUUGAUGGCGUUAAAAUUGAAUCCGUUGAAGUUGACAAGUUGAUGACAUAUUUCGAUUACUUCGAUGCCGAUAUCUCGAACGCUGUCGACAUUGAAUACUAUAAUCCUGAACAUCUCUCCGAUUUGCGUCAAUUCGGCCGCCUUUCACACUACAACGGUGAAGAUUUCGUGAUCAAAGCACGCCAAUGGCGUUUGAACCAUCUUCCAUUCAAAUUGAACAUCAAUGUUGUUUCACAAUUGGCAACUCCAUCGGUUGUUCGCAUCUACUUGGGUCCAAAAUACGAUGAAUACGGCCAUUUGAUCACCCUUAAUGAUAAUCGUUACAAUUUUGUAUUGUUGGACACCUUCAAAUAUGACUUAACUGCUGGCAAUAACUUGAUCACUCGUGAAUCUCGUCAAUUCUUUAUGAAUGUUAAAGAUCGUACCACAUACUAUGAUAUGUACAAAUGGCUUAUGUCGGCGAGCACUGGACAAAAACCAUGGCCUAUGGACAAUACUGAGGCACACUCGGGCUUCCCCAACCGCUUGAUCUUGCCAAUGGGCAAGAAAGGAGGACAACCAUACCAAUUGUUCAUCCACAUUGCACCAUAUCACGCACCACAAGUUCCACAAUACAGCACCUUUGAUGCAUCCAUCUCGACUGGCAUCGGAUCCGGUUCCCGUUAUGUCGACUCAUUGCCAUUAUACUAUCCAUUGGAUCGUUACAUCGACGAAUACUACUGGUACACACCAAAUAUGUACUACUAUGAUGUCAACAUCUAUCACAAAACCGAAAUCUAAAUGUUUACAGUCUAACCCCAGUUGCAUUCUAUAACCAUUGUCAACCAGAAAAAUAUCAUCACACUCAUUCAUUAGACCGAUUAACGUCAACCAAUUCAACAGCCCAAAUAUUUUAACUUUUGAUAGUUUCAACUGUUUUAACUUAUAAUUUAGUAGCCUCACUCAAAUACAUUUCACAGCGCAAAAGUUCGUUUCUCAACGAUAAA